Messenger RNA from Striga asiatica, 2781 nucleotides. The record is from the annotation of a GenBank genome assembly. Lineage: Eukaryota; Viridiplantae; Streptophyta; Magnoliopsida; Lamiales; Orobanchaceae.
AACAAAGGAAAGGAAAACCAAGAGACCUGGGUUUUGCAAUAGCUUCUUUACAGACUGCACAAAGAGGGAAAGGGCAUAUGUUGUCAUUGAACAACUUCCUUUGGUACUCGACCCAUUGUAGUGUAUAACAUACCGUGUUGAGGAUCCUACUAUUCAGUCUUCAAAACUCAUUGACCCUCUCUCUCUCUCUCUCUCUCCAAUGCUAUUAUAGUUGCCGAUUGUAAAUCUGCUAACAUUCGGUGGAAUUGCUGCGAUUGUAUAUCUGCUAACAUUCUGUGGAAUUGCUGCUACAUUAGGCGAUUUCUCUUCCUAGGUUUACUCGAAGCAGUUCAUAGGCUGUUCUAUCAUAAGGGCUCCCUGUUGAUUCUCGGUAAAGUGAAAAAAGAAGCGAGUUAUCAUUUAUAAGGAAAUUUUAGAUUCUGUCUGUUCAAGAUGGAAUUAAGGUGAAAAAGUAACUGUAAGUCAAGGUCUCCACAUCCUGGUUGAGUUCUCAUCAUAGUGAAAAUAAAAAAUGAAUGAAGUGUCUGAUAGAGGUGUGUGCUUCCCUGUGGAUAUAAAUAUGAAAGGUGAUCAAACAAAGGAUGGCGAUUGUGUUGAAAAUAAUGAUCCUAGCUCAAGUGAAAUAAGCAUGCAGUCUAUGGUUGAAUUAUAUGUUGCCUCGGUAAAAGAAGGAGCUGAAUUAUUAAGUUGUGAUGUUAAUAUUAGUCUGAUGCAGAAAAAGGACAACAUUGGUGGUGCAAGUGAAAUUAACGAAGAUCCCAAGAGCAUAGAUACUAACCGGCAGAAGAAAAGACUGAAAACAACACAGCCAUCUGAUAUACCGACAAAUGAUUUAGAGAUUACCGAUGAGGAUACUUGUUUGGACUUGCCUAUUGAAAUUGAAUCGACGAAAGUGGAAUCUUUCUGCCAUCAAAGUACUAGUGAGAACUUGACAGCUGAAGACAGGAUCUCGGUGGAGAAUGUUUCUACUAGUAAGUUGUUGGAGCAAGAUUCAGAUUGUGUUUUGGGUUUUCAUGGUACCUUAUCGAAUAAUGACAACACUGAGAAGACGAAGGAAAAUGUGGUUGAAACUUUUGAUGCUGAUAAGCUCUCAACUAUGCAGCUGAAAUGUAGUGCUGGAUGUGCCAUAGUACGUGAGACAACCAAAAAUGAUAAAAUCUCUAUGCCAGUUUCUGGUGAUGCUCAUUUUAAUUAUGUUUCUCCACCUUUGAACGAAAUGGAGCCAGGUUUUUCUGAAUCUAGUGGUAGUAAAAUAACAAAUAAAAAUUCAUGUGAUGCUCAUAACUCAAAGAACCUCCUGGAAGAAGUCCAUUAUGGGGCCAGGAUUGUUCGUAAUUUUUAUCUCGGUAAAGCAGUGCUGGAAAAUGAAAAUAUUAGUAGUUUCCCAAGUAUCUCCUCUGGAGAGGCAUCAGGUGGGAGUACUUCAUUACACCCUGAAGAACAAUCUGUGAAAUAUGAUAAUGUCUCUUUGAAACAGUUGGAUGAUUUAGGAGCUGUUGGUUCUCUAAUUACACAUAAAUGCAUAACUGUGGCAGUCGAGAAAGCAGUUUCCAGCUGUACAGAGAAGAAGCUUCUUGUUCUUGAUGUGAAUGGCUUACUUGUUGAUAUUUCUCCUUAUGUACCUUACGAUUACGAUCCGGAUGAUAUAAUACUGAGGAAAGCAGGUGAAGAAAAGAACUACAAUGUUAAGUAUGCUAAUAAUUUCUUCCCAGCAAUUUUCUUGACGUCAUUUCUAAUUUCUGAUCAGUUUUUAAGAGGCCCUACUGUGACGAUUUUCUCAAAUUCUGCUUUGAGAGGUUUAAUACGAAAUAUGGAGCCAAUUCUUGAUUUUCUUUUAGGGAAUGAUAAGAGCAGGUUGCUGUUUUUUUGGGAUCAAUCACAUUGUACUGAUACGGGUUUUACCACUGUCGAAAAGAGGAACAGGCCUCUUCUGUUGAAGAAACUUAAGAAAUUGUGGGAUAAGUGUGAGCCUGAUCUUCCAUGGGAGAGGGGUGUAUAUAAUGAAUCAAAUACACUUUUGUUAGAUGAUACUCCUUCUAAGUCCUUAACCAACCCUCGGUAUAAUGCAGUCUUUCCCCACACGUACCGGUUCAGAAACGUUCGAGACAAUUCCUUAGGGCCUGGAGGCGAUCUCCGUGUUUACUUGGAAGGGUUAGCCAUGGUUGAGAAUGUUCAAGAGUAUGUAAAGCAAAACCCCUUUGGGCAGAGAGCUAUAACAGAAAAGAAUCUGUCUUGGGGUUUCUACCUUAACGUUAUUGAAGCCAGCUCCACACCCCCACGCCAAAGCGAACAGGAUGCUUCUUGAAAAAUGAGUGGCGCUUUCUGUUCUUGUCGUGUUAUCCCUCAGAAAACCUAUUUUGUCUUAAACAGACAGGAGUUUUGCUUUUUUUUUUUUCUUUUCUUUUUCCUUCCCAUCUGCAUUCACGUUCCAUGCUAGAUAUAAUCUUUUGUUUCUGAAUGUUGUUGAGCUUUUAAUUUAUUUCUGGCAAAUGGGUCUUUUACAUCGUAUCAUAAUUAUUACUCGUUUUUACAUAUAGAAGUCAAAGAAAGUGAUUUCAAACAAAGUAUUUAAGCCUCUCAACAAUGGCUUUGAGAAGUCUAUGUUUUAGUUCUGCAGUUCUAAGUUCAUUUUGUUGCAAAAAGUGUGAUGUCUGCUGCUGAAUAGGUAAGCCCUAGUUUGAUCUCUGCAUUCGGAUAUUAUGUCGUGCAGUUGGACAAUAUGGUUUUACUUAUUGAGUGGAAGCUCCUUGUGAGUUGUGAUGCAUAUAUUUUGCUGGAAAU